Molecule: messenger RNA, 922 nt
Organism: Pundamilia nyererei
Lineage: Eukaryota; Metazoa; Chordata; Actinopteri; Cichliformes; Cichlidae
Product: granzyme A-like
Exons: 3
Coding region: 18-452 (144 amino acids)
Biological process (GO): proteolysis
Molecular function (GO): serine-type endopeptidase activity
Source: RefSeq, a predicted model, not a curated record
CCAAGGGCAACGACCUCAUGUUGGUGAAGCUUCAGGAACCAGUGACUCGGACCAGGGCAGUGAAGUGGCUCAAGUUUGGCAACACUGUGAGAGACCCGGCAGCUGGCAGCACGUGUCUGGUGGCUGGAUGGGGACGAACCGAAACAAAACGACCAUCAGACGUCCUCAUGUCUGUCAAUGUGACUGUGGUCGGCAGGCAGAAGUGCAACUCUGGUGAUUAUUACAACCACGACCCUGUUAUCACUGAUGACAUGAUAUGUGCUGGUUCAAAUGGUACAAACGUCGCUGAUACCUGUCAGGGGGAUUCAGGAGGGCCGCUGUUGUGCGAUGGAAAGCUGGUUGGAGUCACUUCUUUUGGACGGGGUUGUGGUGUCAUUAAAAAACCUGGAGUCUACUCGUUUGUCUCAGAGGGACAACUACAGUGGAUCAAGAAGACAAUGAAAUCAUUCUAAAUGUCAUGAAAGCACAGGCGUCACUCUGCACGAGCAAGAUGAGAACCUUUGAUGGUUCAUGGUAAAUCUGUCAGUGCUGUGUCUGUAGACCAUUCUGCAUUUGAUCAUUUUAGUGUUUCUCUUACAUUUCAUUAUAUUUUAGCUUCUGCUUUGCUAUAAUUGUUACACACUCUGCGCAUAUACAGUAUGAUAGCAGCCCUCUGUUGGUUAGUCCAUUACUGCCAUUGAAGGAACUUAAAGCAGGCACAAUGUGGCACAAACAUUAACUGGACCCCAAACCAUCUGGGGGGGGGGUUAUCAGCUUCCUGAUACAAGCUGCAAAUUCCUGCUGCAGGAUUUUGCAGGAUUUAUUUUCAUUUUGCUCUCUUCAAUCAGAGAGAUUCACCACCUCCUGUAUUAUAUUCUUUCUUAUUUCUGCACGCUUUCUCAUUUGUUCAUUUCUCAUUCCAAUUAUUUGUGCUAAAAAACCA